GAUCCGAUCCCAAAGGACAGAUUAGCAUUUCUAUAGACUGUCAAGUACGCACUGCCAACUGGAAAAGUCGUGGAACAAGAGUGGCUUUGAAAAGUCUAAAAGGAGGAUUAAAGUUUGACGAUGUCGCAAUGAAGGAAUUCAUGCGAGAGGAUACACAACUUCAUUCGAAUAACAAUACUAUGUCUGUGUACAAAUCUUCAUCUACUAGAUCGAGUUUUGAAAAUGAUGAUUCUCGAAAUGAUGUGACAGAAACUUUAAAUACGGAAGUAAAGCCCUCUAUUUACUCUAGUUUCGAACCUAGAAAUACAGCCUUUUCAGAAAUUUCUAAUUUUCAAAUAUGCAAUCAAGCUGUAAAUACCAGGAGGAGAAGUUUGUCUCCUGUUAGAGGUAAUUUUGUUCAACCUUCCAGAGAAUAUUUGAAAGAGAAACUUUCAGUGAUUAAAGAAAAUUAUACAGUAAAUUUAUCGGAUAAACUUUCUUUGGAGGAAGAGACAUAUUCAAAGUUAUCUUCUGGAACAAAGCCAAUGCUUCAUGUGAAUAAAUUAUAUUCUUUUUCAAAAAAAUGCCCUUCCAGAUCGAAAAGCCUAAAACAAACCGUUUCCACAUCAGAUUUCAAAAUUACUAAUUCCUACUCACCAGAUGAUCAAUUUGAUAACCCAAUAUCACCAGUUUUCAACCAAAAAAUAGCUUAUCAUCAAGAGAAUGAUUUUGUUUUAUAUAAUGGAAAACCUAUGGAAUCCAUUACACCAGUUAUAGAUGAUAUGCACGCUAUUGUAAUUAAAGAACAACCAUUUUUCAUUCCUUAUUCUCAAUUUAACAUAAUUGCACCAUUGGAUUAUGGAUAUUUGGGUAGAAGUUUUAAAGUGUAUUGGAAGAAAGCAAAUAAUAUUGUUGCUCUCAAGAAGUUGUAUCUUAAAGAAGAGACACAAGACAAUUUUUUGGAUGACUUUCUAAAAGAAAUAAAAAUACAUUCAAAUAUAGAGAUGUGUAAGAAUAUUAAUCGACUUUUAGGGAUAACCCAUGAGUUUGGAUUCACAAGAUCUCUAGAAUCUGAUCCAUUAAAAAGUCAUUUAGGGGGGAUAGUUUACAUCGCACCAGAAUUAUUAAAACCCAUUUCUACAUUUACAUUUUUACAGGAAGAUUCGAAGUCUGUAGUUGAAGAGAUAUGUGCUGGAAAAAGAGAACGUCGGAUUCCAGGUACUCCGGAUGAUUAUUUUGAAUUAUAUUCAGAGUGUUGGAGUGGUCAGCCUGAAAGUCGACCAAAUGUUGAGGAGAUUUAUAUAAACUUGACGAAAAUGAUGGAAAGAAUCAAUAGAGAAGAGGUUGCAAAAAAUACAUUUUACACACUAAAGAAAACUCAAGCACACAAAAAAAGCAAAUCAUUAUGGGACAAUAUUUCAUUAACCAAAAACUUUACAUAA
Dentiscutata erythropus is the source of this 1421-nucleotide messenger RNA. The record is from the annotation of a GenBank genome assembly. Lineage: Eukaryota; Fungi; Glomeromycota; Glomeromycetes; Diversisporales; Gigasporaceae.